Messenger RNA from Dermacentor silvarum, 2166 nucleotides. RefSeq names its product galactose-3-O-sulfotransferase 4. Gene Ontology annotation, cellular component: membrane. Bases 707 to 1942 code for a protein of 411 amino acids. The transcript has 5 exons. Gene Ontology annotation, biological process: glycolipid biosynthetic process. Gene Ontology annotation, molecular function: galactosylceramide sulfotransferase activity. The record is from RefSeq and is a predicted model, not a curated record. NCBI's taxonomy places the organism in Eukaryota, Metazoa, Arthropoda, Arachnida, Ixodida, Ixodidae.
UCCGUUCGUUCAAACGCUGUGACCUGGCAGGUCCACCCUAACACUGAUAUUCGUAGGCAUAACGAGGUUUGAUGGGAAAUGUGGCCAGGUUGGGGGGGAAAUAUGUCGCUAUACUACAUCUGCACACAGUGCACUUACGGGGGAAAAUUGUUUGCACCCACAUGUGUAACAAUGGAUAACGAUAUCGCUGUUUAUUUGGGAUUUGAAGUUGCAGCAGCCUCUCGGAAGAAAUUAUUUCGACCACAUGGCAGUGCAGAAGAUUCUGAGAGAUGUGGGCGACCUACAUCUCGCGAAGUGCGGCUAUAUAAACAAUCGCUACUGCGAAGCUACUAGCAGCGUGAAGUUCAAAUCAGGCUGCCAUUACGCCAUUAUUAUAAUGGUUGCGAGCCAUCUUUUAUGCAGAUGUUUUUCGCCUGCCGAUAUCCUUGUGAACUGUUUCGUGAAAAAUGCAGUGCUUUUGAAACUGAUGCCAAGUGCUGCCAUGUAUCCGUUCAUGUCGAAAUUAUUUAAAAAGGAACGAUAUAUUUUAUGUACAUCAUUUAACCGAACUGGCCAUAUAGCUGUCUCCCGACGGUUUCAAGGCAGUGGUGUCCGCUCGUUCUAAGUAGUUUUCUUAUUGCGCUUUUCGUGUUAUACGUGGAAGUUUUCACGUUGUCCGGGUCUCCUACCCAAGCCGCCAUUCUGGAAAGCAGAGUUGAAUGAAAUCAUGCUAUUUUUGGCCUUCAGGUUUGCUAUCUUUCGAACCUCUAAACUGUCCACUAAUAUAGUGUGGUCAUUUCCUCAGGCCCUGUUGCGACUCGCCGGUCUGCUGCACCGCCGGCGACUGGCACUGCUCGCCGCUUCGACACUUCUGCUGCUGGGAUUCGUGACAAAGCCAGGGUUGAAAACCGGACUCAGGUCGUUGUCGUUGCCUGGAGGUAAAAUGUUGCGGUGUUUUACGGAGGAGCACAGCGGCGUGUGCUUCGUGAAAACGCACAAGUGCGCGAGCUCGUCGGUGCAGAACAUGCUGAUGCGGUACGGCGAGAGCCAUGGCCUGCGCUUCGUGCUUCCAAAGACCAAGAACUACCUGGGUCACCCACGCCUCUUCAACCGUUCGAUGGCGCCAGGCAGGCCACCGUUCGACAUGCUGGUACACCACGCGAGAUUUCACGAGGCGGAGAUGCGCGCCGUGCUGAGACGGCGGCCGCACUUUGUCACCAUCGUACGUGAACCGGCCACGCUGUUCGAGUCUCUGUACUCCUACUAUGGCCUAAAGAGAAAAACCAACAUGAGCCUCAGGCAAUUUGCUACCGCUGCCUUAGUGGACCGGUCAGUGAUGGGCCUGCUGGCGCGAACCCGCACUCGGAGCAAGCUAGGCUUCAACCAGAUGAGCUUCGACCUGGGAUUGGAGCCGGCGCAGUUCGGCAAUACUUCCGCAGUUCGUCGCUUCAUUAAGGAGCUUGACGCAACGUUUGACCUGGUCAUGGUGGCCGAGCGCAUGAACGAGUCCCUGGUGCUGCUCAAGGACCUGUUCUGCUGGGAUACAGACGACGUUGUCGUCUUCAAGCUGAACGCCCGGCAGAGUGCAUUCCGGAGUCCCUUAAGUCCCCAGCUGGCGUCCCAGGUACGCUCGCUGAAUGCAGCUGAUGUGCAGUUGUACGAGCACUUCGCUCGCCGGUUCGAUCUACGGGUGCGCCAGUUUGGCCAGAAGCGAAUGGCCAAGGAACUACAUAUGCUUCAGGAGCGCACGCGCUAUUGGUACGAACGUUGUGUGAAGUACGCAACGCCACCGGACAAAAGCAGGCCAACUGCUGAGCAGACGUUCUGGAUCAACCCUAAGGUGCUCGUGUUCCGUGCCAAGAACGAGAGCUCAGAGGAAUGCGUCCGCAUGACGCUGCCCGAGCUAGUCUACACAGAGCGACUGCGGCAGAAGCAGUUCGGGAACACAGUGGCACGUCGCUGAUGACCGCGCUCGUUCACCUCUGCUGGGGCCGCUGAUACCUUCGGUGCCCUCACGAGACGGUGCUGACCGCAAGUGUUCCACAGCAGCAGACCGAACACACUGUGUCGGAAAGAUGAAGCUGUGAAGUGUAGCUCCAGUCAUCAAAACGGCCCGCUUUCUUGCUAAAUAUUACCAGCUGACAUCAUUUGGUAACACCAUAAUGAGAACACUUCGUCCGUGGCAUG